UCAGAAUAUGAUUCACAAUUCACUGUAUUCACUAUUCAGUCGCCGUCGAACUCCGUCAUGAGGUAGACGGUUUACCGUAGAUACAUCACAAACUUUCCCUUUCGAAUGUAAACAAACUGAAAGUUAAGCCUUAACGAGUGAUCAGUGUAAUUUGAGUACGAUUUGACGAAAUUAUUUACGCCUAACCUUUACAUAGUUAAAAGUAUUUUGGUAUUAUAAAAGUGUUAAUCGUUUUGUAAUUAUGGUGUAUUCCACGACGAUCAUUUGAAAAUAUCUUCGACGGAUGACAGUGGCCGGACUUUCUAGCUUUCAGUUUCUAGAGUAUUUAUUCUUGUGAAUUUUUAUUUUAAAAUAGUUUUACGUUUUGAGUGCACUGUUUUUUUGUCAUUAUGGGAAAAGACUUCGGGGAGCCGAUACGAUAUGAUCCCAACUUCAACGGCCCGAUCCACAACCGUUCUUGCACGGACAUACUAUGGUUAAUAAUGUUCAUCCUCUUCCUCGGGGCGUGGGGCUACGUUGGAUACUACAGUAUGACGAGAGGUAGCGUCGACAAACUAUUAGCGCCUAUUGAUUCAAGAGGACGACGGUGUGGGCUGGACUCCGGCCUUGAAGAAAAGAAGUAUCUAAUCUUUUUCAACAUCGCUAAGUGUUUGGCGCCGGGAACCCCUAUAACCGGAUGUCCGACUACACAGGUGUGUGUAUCGCAAUGUCCAGACAAAACUGUGCUGUUUAAAAAAGAGUUAGAACAAAAUCCCACUGCCUUCGAACAAAUUAAAAUGAAUAUGGUUUGCACCGAAGAUGUGAACCUCCAGACCAUGACGUAUUCUCAAGCGAUCCAAUACAUACAAGAGGAGAAGUGCGCUAGUUUUGUGUUGCAGAGCCAACCAGUGUUGUACCGCUGCAUCGGAGAUCUUUCAACCCUGCAAUGCAAAGACACGUCGAAGACCACUCCAUGGACGGAGAGCACCGGCGAAACUUGCGUCAGAAAUCCGGAAGACGCCCAGAAAUCCUUGCUCAACCGCGCGACUGCCCUGGACUCAUACGUGGGCUGGAUCGCCGCAAGCUGGGUUACAUUCUUCACGAGGAAUGAGCGAGAAACACACGUUUUGUCGUCGCAAAUAGUUCAAGAUCUGGUCCAGUCCAGAUGGUACAUGGCCGGAGCGUUGGUCGCUGUGGUAUUGCUAUGCUUCAUCUACAUACUCUUGCUACGUUGGGUCAUCACACCCGUAGUCUGGCUUUCGAUCGCGGGCCUGUUUGCUCUAAUGGGAUUUGCUAUUUACCUGUGUUACAAAAACUACGAGUACUACAAAGCAAACCCUGUCGGUCUCUACCAAACAACCAACCUGAAAGGAUACGCGCAGUCUAUUUUUGCGAAAUAUGAAACCUGGCUCGUAAUUCUCAUUGUAUUGGCUGUGUUACUACUUAUUUUGUUUUUGGUAGUAGUAUUCCUGCGAAGUCGGAUAACUAUAGCUAUAGCACUCAUACGUGAAGGAAGCAAAGCCGUUACAUCAAUAAAAUCCACAAUUCUGUUCCCAAUAUUCCCCUGGAUCUUCCAAUGCGCUAUCAUUGCUUAUGGGAUUUUGGUUCUCAUGUUUCUGCUGUCGAUUGGUGAGUCUGCCUUCCGCGUCGUUAACCUGCGAAAUGAUACUACGUGUAGCUGCAACGGGGUAUACACGGAGGAGGGGGCCCCGUGUAAUCCACUAACAUUCGUAGAGAAAUGCCAUGAUACCAGUUCCGUCGGUGGGCUUUUACCGUGUCAAUUGGCUUCCUGCCAUUUUACCGGCAUCGACAAUCCACAGAUUGUUAUUUAUAUGCAACUGGUCAACGUGCUAGGUUUUUUCUGGGCGAUGUUUUUCAUCAGUGGAGUAGCGGAUAUGAUGUUAGCGAGUACAUUCUCAACUUGGUACUGGACUUUCCAUAAGAAUGACUUGCCUUUCUUCACCCUUACCUCAGGAAUUUAUAGAACGCUUCGCUACCACUUGGGAACGGUGGCGUUUGGAGCUUUAAUAAUUGCAAUAGUAAGAGUUAUUCGAGUAAUUCUGGAAUACAUCGAUCACAAAGUCAAAAAAUUCGACAAUCCAUUUACGAGAUGCAUGAUGUGUUUCUGCAAAUGCAUGUUUUGGUGCUUGGAGAACUUUUUGAAAUUUGUUAAUAAGAACGCCUACAUUAUGUGCGCUGUGCACGGGAAGAACUUCUGCAGAAGCGCCAGUGACGCCUUUUCAUUGCUCAUGAGGAAUAUUCUUAGAGUUGUCGUAUUAGAUAAGGUGGCCGACUUUAUUUUCUUCCUCUCAAAGCUUUUGAUCUCCAUUGGGGUGGGCUUCGCUGUGUACUACCUCCUUGAAUGGAACUACGUGUACGAAGUAACAAAAGGCGAGCGUCUGCACUACAACUACGUGCCUGCAGUCAUACUGAGCAUCGCAACCUACCUCAUAUGCACUAUAUUCUUCAACGUCUACUCAAUGGCUGUAGACACACUGUUCCUAUGUUUCUUGGAAGAUUGCGAGAGGAAUGAUGGUUCCCCGGAAAAACCGUACUUCAUGUCGAAAAACCUUAUGAGAAUCCUCGGCAAGAGAAACAAAAAAACCACAUAAAACAUUCUAAGCUGCCAAAGAUAUAAUUUUAAGUACCUAAGUUAAGACGGUUUUUUAAAGUAAUUGAAGUGUUGUGAGAAAUUGUUCAAUUUAUUUAUGACAUUUAAUAUUGUAAUAUUUUAUAAUUUCAAUCGAACUUAAUAACUUUUUAUAUGCCCUCUAUCCACUCUUAUAAUAGUCGGGCCAAAAUAGUUAGGCGACCGAAAAAAGUUUACUGAAUGUCACCUCCCGUAUUCUGUUAUUUGCUAACCGGUGGUGACUUGUCAUCAUUUGUAUAUAAAAUUUGCAAUCAGGCAUGUAAGCCUGGUUGGUCGCCGUCAAAGGUAGCAUGUCUGAAAAUAUUGUGAUAGAUAUGGCAGCAAAUUUUUGACAAAACUACAAUUUGGAAAUUACAUUAGGUAUUUAUUGGCUUUGAUAUAUGUUUGAAAAAAUUCAAUAUGGCGGUUGUUUGGCGCCAUUUUUAAACGUAAUAAUUACGAAUUUUUAGUAUAGUGAUUGGCAGUAGUGUUUUCAAUUUUGUUUUUAAUAACGUAGAUAUCUUCUUGUUUUUAGCUGAAUAAAACAAUUUACAAGUGGCAGGUUUACCUAUAUCGUAUGAAAUCAAAACUAAAGUGAGCUUGCUUGCUUAAGAUGUUCUUUAAACAAACAAUGGAGGCUUUAAAACUAUAAUAUUCAAGAAAAACCAAUUAUAGAUUAGGAUAUUUUAUCGCGAACUUUCUCAGAAGUGUAUGGAGCAACUAUUCUUACACUUGUGAUAUGAUCUAUGAUGACAAAACAUUAAUUCAGGACAAGAAAUCAUAAAUAAUUGUUUUGAUUGGCUUUGGCGGUUGCACACUGUUAGCAAAGGAAGGAAAUGACAGAUCUUAACUGAUUAGAAAUUGUCAGAGAACUAACGAGUUAAGGAGCAUUUGGUUUUUCACACAAUUCCCUCUCAUUUCAAAAGAAACCAUCCACCGCGAUCCUUUUUAGGGUUUCGCACCCAAAGGGGAACUAAGACUCCGCUGUCCGUCCGUCUGUCUGUCUGCCUAUCUGUCUCUUCGUCUGUCACCAGGCUGUAUCUAUAAACCGUGAUAGUUAGACAGUUGAAAAUUACACAGAUGAUGUAAAGUUAAACUUUGAGGGGUUGCCAUACAACAUUUUUGCCCGUUUUUUGUCACAAGUAAACGCUUGAAAUAUUAACAGAAUAUUUAGUUAUGUAUACUUUUUGUGGCCCUCUAUUUGUCAGUCCGUCUCGCACUUGACCCUGACGAAAAGUAAAUUAUAAGAUUUAAAUUAUAAAUUAAAGCAAAGCCAAAUAAUACUUUAUAGAGAGUUUAGACAUAACACCUUAUUAUAUAACUAUAAUAGAAAUAAUUUUAUGAGAGUUUUUGUAGUACUUUAUUCGUAAGUUGUGAUGUUUGUAUACAUGUAUUUUCUAAGACUUUAUGAUGUAGAUUAUUAUCGAAUGUGCCAAGGAUUCUUCCUUUUCUAAACCAUUACCUAUCUCAUUUUUCUACGUGGUAUACAAUUACAUAUUAUAUUUAUUUUGUGAUUUACUAGGUGUAUCCGUCAUGACGUUAAUGAUUGUACAUACUUUAUAUUUUUAUUCAAUACAAAUUUCAAAUUAAA
This is a messenger RNA of Pararge aegeria (speckled wood butterfly), 4199 nucleotides long. Its product is annotated as choline transporter-like 2. Gene Ontology annotation, molecular function: transmembrane transporter activity. The transcript is spliced from 13 exons. Gene Ontology annotation, cellular component: membrane. Lineage: Eukaryota; Metazoa; Arthropoda; Insecta; Lepidoptera; Nymphalidae. Bases 390 to 2591 code for a protein of 733 amino acids. Gene Ontology annotation, biological process: transmembrane transport. The record is from RefSeq and is a predicted model, not a curated record.